ACCGCACUAAUUAGAUGCCAUCUGGGUGGUUCCUCCCGGGGUUGGGAACCCAUCACCCAGCUCCCGAAGAGCCAGAGGCCAAAGAGGAGAGCAUAAUGAUGGACCUUUUCGAAACGGGCUCCUAUUUCUUCUACCUGGACGGGGAGAAUGGAGCCCUGCAGCAGCUGGAGAUGGCCGAGGGCUCCCCUCUGUACCCAGGCAGCGACGGCACCCUGUCCCCCUGCCAGGACCAAAUACCCCCCGAAGCCGGGAGCGACAGCAGCGGCGAAGAGCACGUUCUGGCUCCCCCGGGCCUGCAGCCCCCUCACUGCCCGGGCCAGUGUCUCAUCUGGGCCUGUAAGACGUGCAAGAGGAAAUCGGCCCCGACGGACCGGCGCAAGGCCGCCACACUGCGAGAGAGGCGACGCCUGAAGAAGAUCAACGAGGCCUUCGAGGCCCUUAAGCGCAGGACAGUAGCUAACCCCAACCAGAGGCUGCCCAAGGUGGAGAUACUGCGGAGCGCCAUCACUUAUAUCGAGCGGCUGCAGGACCUUCUGCACCGUCUGGAUCAGCAGGAGAAGAUGCAGGAGCUGGGGGCAGACCCCUUCAGCUACAGCCCUAAGCAAGCAAAUCUCCCUAGUUCCGAUUUCCUGAGCACCUGCAGCUCUGAAUGGGAAAAUGUUUCUGAUCAUUCCAGGGCCCUAGCCUUAAGUCCCAGAGAAGUCGGAGGGCCCGUAAUCGAGUCAUCUGCCUCCAGUAGCCUCCGGUGUCUUUCUUCCAUCGUGGAUAGUAUUUCCUCGGAAGACCCUAAACUUAUCAGCGUGGAGGAGGUGGUGGAGAAAUAAAGAGCCACUUUGCUGGUUCUGGAGGGAUCUUCGCUUCUGCUGGAAGAUUAUUCCCUGCUCCACCCCCACCCCAACCCCAUUCCUAACCUUUAGAUUAGGUUACAUUGCAUUAAUAUUUAGGAAACCAUGCCCAGGAUCUUCUGAAAGGUGGAAACAAAGUGAUACCUACUCAGAAAAAAAAAAUCCCCCAAACAGUCCUGUACAUUCAGACGGAAAACCCUCUGUCUUUGGUCUCCUGAAUCUCCCUGCCAUAGAUCAUCUUUUCACCUUUUCUUUUUUGAUUUUAAUUUAUUAGAUUGACUUUUAUCAUGAUUAUGCUUGUUGUACCCCGCUCCAGAGAAGUUCAUUCCUGUCUGAAACCAAGUGGGAAAAUUGUGGUUUAACGUUAGUUUUAUUUAAUGUGUAUUCCGUGUUGUUGUUUUUUGUAAAUACUUUUAGUACUUUCUCUUUUUUAUGUAAAUGCAAGAAAUGUAUUUAAGAUGGAGAGUGCAGUACUGUAUAUAAGUGGUUCAAGGAUGCUAGCAUUGUACAAAUAAAAGGCCUUUCUAUAUUCUCCAAGCUUGUCGGUGACAGACAAUUAUAAAGGGUCUUUCAAUUCUAUUUAACAGAUACUCAGGUUCAAAAGUUUUCCUCUAAGUUGUACUUAUGGGCAAAUAUAGAAUAGAGAGAGGAGAGUUUAUUUUUCUGAUUCAGAAAAUGGCCUUUCCACUCAAUAAUUUUACUUCAGAAAAAAGGUGUUAGGUGGUAAGUGUGUGGAGGGAGUUCAGGGUGAAGAGUUGGUCUAGCUGGAUAGCCAGGUAGUUUUCUGAGAAUUUGUCUGGGUCAUCUGGAUACCUGCCUCUCUCCUUUCCAUUUAUUCCUUUUGUUUGCAUGCCUAGGGGUCCAUUCUUCUUCUAUCCUCCAAAUCAAAAGGGUAAAUGUUUUGUAUCUCACCCCACCCUCUUUCACCUCUUACCAUACUUUUUCUACCUGAGGGAAACUGGGCUUGCUAGGGAAUGGAUAAAAACAGAUGCACACACAUCUGCACACUGUCCCUGACUGGGGCAGGAAGGGCAGGAAGAAUGUUGCAUUUUCUUUGUGUCUUUAGCUCAGUGCUUGCUACAUAAUAAUCAAUAAAUAAAUGGUAGCUUGAUGGAAUGUUUGAGAAAUUAAGAGGAGUCUGGGAGCAUUACCUGAUCCCAGAAGCUCUUGGACUAACAACCAAAGCUGCACCUCCCUCAAUCAGGACUACUCCGAAGAUUAGGAGAGCUAAGUGAAGACCCAGCAUUUCUUGAACUAGACCAGACAUUAGAAGGCUUGAGUGACUCCAAGGCCUAGUUAGCUUGGGUUUGUUUUUCCAGUAAGUAGGAUAAAAGGAGAGGAAUUUUGGUGUUGGAGCUGGGGGAAGGGAGGCCUCUUUGAUGGGAGUAUCCUCUGCCCCAGAGGAGGAAAGGGUUAAACGAUUGAAAGCUAAGAGGAAUACAACAACAACACAUGAAGCCUCUUACCAGGCCCAAUGGGAGGCUAGAAACCCCAGGAGUUGUUCCCAAGGAGGUUUUCUUUACAACGUGUGCCAGCUUUGUUUAUACUGUAAUCUCAGGAAGGGGUGACCACCUAGAAACUGCACCAUGAAGGGGAUUGGGGGUUAGGGGGUUGUGUCAUGGUGUCUUUUUGCAGUCUUGUUAAGAAGAAGUCUCUUUAGACCUCUUCUUUUCUUAUAAGAACUCCCCCUCUCCUAUGCCUCAUCAUUACCGAAAACCACUAGAUCAUAAAUAAAUCUUCCUUUGUCUC
Molecule: messenger RNA, 2594 nt
Organism: Trichosurus vulpecula (common brushtail)
Lineage: Eukaryota; Metazoa; Chordata; Mammalia; Diprotodontia; Phalangeridae
Gene: MYF6
Product: myogenic factor 6
Exons: 3
Coding region: 15-824 (269 amino acids)
Biological process (GO): regulation of transcription by RNA polymerase II; positive regulation of myoblast differentiation; muscle organ development
Molecular function (GO): protein dimerization activity; DNA-binding transcription factor activity, RNA polymerase II-specific; RNA polymerase II cis-regulatory region sequence-specific DNA binding
Source: RefSeq, a predicted model, not a curated record